Molecule: messenger RNA, 3721 nt
Organism: Nymphaea colorata (pocket water lily)
Lineage: Eukaryota; Viridiplantae; Streptophyta; Magnoliopsida; Nymphaeales; Nymphaeaceae
Exons: 11
Coding region: 90-3542 (1150 amino acids)
Molecular function (GO): microtubule binding
Source: RefSeq, a predicted model, not a curated record
UUCCCCGUUCAAAAUCUCUCCGACCGCCUUCUCCGUCUCCUCCUCGAUCUUCCACCAGGAGGUCGUGCAGGAAGUCUCUUUUGGCUGAGAUGGACGCCGGUGGUCCGGUUGAUGACAUGGGCCUCAUCGACAUGGACUGCGAAGGGGAUUCUCUUUUGCAAAUGGUGGAUUGCCAGCCAGAUCUAACCCUAAGUCAUGCAUUUUCUCCGGCAGCUGUUUCGUCGGAUAAGCAUGAUCUUCGGCUUAAGCUGGACGCUCUGAAGCCUCUACCAGGAGACAAUAGUAUUUGCCAAAGCAAAUGUUUAUCUCCUAAUGGUGAUGACAAGGAGAACCUGCCGAUGGUUAUGGAUGACAGCAUUGGAUCUUCACUUGUUUCUGAAGAUCCUCAGCAAGAAAAAAAGAGGAAAAAGGCCAAGGGAUUCAACAUACGCAAAAGCAUAGCCUGGCAUAGAGCUUUCUCCACUGAAGAAGGUGUUCUUGAUGCAUCAGAACUUUCCAUUUUCAAUUGUUCAUUCAGUCACUCUACCAAUGCUAAACUACCUACUGUAAAUGAGGUAGAGGAUACUAGCCAAGGUGGUGACAGCUUAGGCUCAUCAGAUCUUCAACCUAUUAAAGAGGAGAUUUCAAAUGAAUCACAUAAAAAAAAGCCACAGCUGCAGGAUAAAAAGCCAACGGUAUCAUCAUCUAUCAAAUCAACAUCCCUGAAAAUGAAAAAUGCUCCGGCUUUAAAUAAAACGAGUACAGCACGGAGAGUGGAUCAAAUUGGAGCUUGCUCACAACCACCACAUCCAAAUUCUCAGAGAAGCCAAAUACUUGGGAAAACAGUACGCUCUAUGUCAGGCACACAAAAGCAGAAAGUAGCAAAGCCAGGCUUGACCAUGAGUUCUACAAAUCCUACCCUUGAUGGAAAGCACCUAAAAAGCAUGGAUAAGGACACGGUUCAGAAACAUUUUGCUGCAAAAGGAAGAGCUGGAACCAAUAUCCAAGCUGCCCCUGGUCGGUCAACUAAACACCCAGGGAAAAGUUCAACAAGAAAUUUUUCUAUGAAAGCAAAGGACUCUGAAGAAAAAUCCAAGAAACCACAAAGUCGUCAAGGGCUAGGUAUAUCUAAGGCUUCAUCAAGAAUGAAAAAUGUAGAUAAUCAUAUAGAUAAAAAUGCUGGCCAGCUAUCAUCAGCAUCUAGUCCCUGUUCCUCUGUUGCUACAAGUGUUGGAAAUAGCAUUCUCAAUAGACAGGCUGGGGGCAAUUCUACUCUACAUUUAUCAGGCAUCUCAUGUACUGGAGCGACAAGAAAGGAUACUCAUAACACUGACAACACUAUGCAAAAUCCAGCUUUACAAGAUACAAAAAGUGAAUUGUCUGCAGUAUCUUGUUCUUCAAAACUAGGGCUGCCAGUCUACCAGGACACGAAAUGCACUAUUGGAAAUAUUUUACCAACACAUCAUGCAAAACCUUCUGCUUUGAAGAUGCCUUCACCUACUUUGGGAUUUUUUGGUCAGGCAAAGGCAUUUGGUGCUCAUAUACAGGCCCCUAAAUGUGCUCUGGAAGCAGGUUCUAGUAGUCAUGGAUCAAGUUCAGUAAAAGCAACUCGUUUGCCCCAAGUUCGAAAUUUGAGCAAUGGAUGCUUGCCACCUUCUGCAAAAAUAUCUAAACCUACAUCUGCAAUUGUUGGUGCUGUCACAUUUCAAAUAAGACCAUAUUCUAGUUAUAAGAACUCAACAGAGGCCGAUUUACCAAAGCCAAUUUUGGAAGCAAACGUACCAGGAAAAUUGAAGAUAGAGACACCAGUUGACCCUGAGGAACAAAUAAACAAUGAAAAUGAUGUUCGAAUAUUGAUGGAAACUCAUCUUGAAACUGGUAAUGUUCUCUCUGAAGAGAAGCACGGAAAUGACAAGAGUGUUGAUGAAACUAUGUUGACUGAUAAGUACCAACAUAAAAAUCGAAAGGUUGUGGAUACUGAUCAAAGUCUAAAACCUGUUGGAAGUCGAUCACCAAAUGAAGAGAAACAUCACGAUGAUGAGAACAGUUACAAGGAUCUCCUGAUUGACAAUGACAGUGGAGUGCAGAAUGAUAAACCUCUCCAUUUUGUGAACACUGGCAAUGACAGCAAGCAUGACAGUAUGGCCUUUCUGUGUUCAAGAUCGAAUCAAAUGUCAUCAAUUGGUUAUGAAGUCCUUAUAGAAAGCAUGCCUGUUGAAAUAUGUGACGCACAGUGUGGCUGUGAGAGUGCCAUAGGUAAGCCUCUAGCCAACAACCAAAGUAUGGCUUCUGGUUUGUCUCCUAAGAAGCCAAUUGAAAUAUGUAAUCCUAUAAUAGACAAAAAACGCCAAGAUUCAGAAGAGACACCUUUUAAUGGUUCCAUAGCUGUAGAUUCAGGGCAUGCUUCGGAGAGAAAGAAGUUACGCAGAAGUUCUGGUUCCACAUUUGAUGGGUGCCUUGAGGCAACAAGUAACGAAGUGGUUGAUAUGGUAACUGAACCAUCUGACUUUCAGGAAUAUGCUAAGAGCCUUUGCACCACAACUACUGGUGAAGGUACCACAAAUGAUGAUCAGGAAAAAAUAUCUGGGUUUGUCGCUAUCGAGGACAAGUCUUUACAGGAAAUUGAUCUUGAUAUAAUGCGGGAAAAUGGCUCCCAUUUAUGUCGGAAAUCUGCUGAAGACCUGCUUGUAUCUUUACCUGCUGAUUCACCAACCUCAGAAGAGCAAACUGUGGCAGAUAGAGGCAGCAUAGACAACAAGAUGAAUGAUGAGGUUGAACAAACUGCUCGUGCCUCUGAUAAUUCUGUAGAUAACAACAGCAUGCAGUAUAAAUGCAAAACAAUCAAUCAAGAUGUUCCUUUGCUUGGUUGUUCAUCCUCAUCUUUGCCUCAAGAUAUUGAAGUUGCAACACCUCAUACGGUUCAUGCUGUAGAUGAAGAAUUUGCCAAUAUUGAUUGUCAUGGCUCAACCAACGAGUGGAUUAAUUCAGAAAAGAACUUGCAUUCUGAAGAGGAAAUGGGUGAUUCUCAGCUGAGUCAUUUGAUGGUGGAUCCUCCCUCAGGUAUGACUGGGGAGCUUGCUUCCUGUGUUGAAAUCACACAGGCAGUUGACAGAGAAUGCUACAGAAGUGAUUAUGGUGCCAAUCAUACAAGUGAAAAGACACGAGAAUUUCCUACUUCAAGAGGAGAUUUUAAAGUUGUUGGCGAGGCAGCUCAAGGUGAUAUGGAGCACAGUACAUCAGCAGCACAAGGUCCUACAGUUUCAAACAAUCAGAUGUCUUUGGAUUGUGAAAAGCAAGAACCGGUGUCUAUAAAGUAUCCCGUUGAUGUGGUGCCUUUCUCGGAUGAAUGGAUAUCAGCUAUGGAGGCUGCUGGAUUGGAUGUUUUAAAGAAAAAAACAGGUGCCGUACAACACUCACCUCCAGAUAAAGCUCAACCAGAACCUGGGCCAUGGUCACCUGUGAAGCGUAAGAGCCAAGACGUGGGGCCUUUUGACUGUACAAAGUAUACUGUUCCUUUGUCCAACUCCACUACGGGCAACUGUGCUCACGAGUCCUCUGGCUAAGCGUCCGAAAUUGGUCGAACUGUGUGAACUUAUAUUGCGCUUCUUUCAGAUGAGACUGCCGAAUGCUCAUCCUUCAACAUGUGUAUAAUAGAAUCACUGGGUGGUGCACUAAUAAUUUCAUCACCACCCUUCCUCAUUUGAUUCUUAAAUCGAAUAUAAACCAAGAAGUUGAAGCUGUA